CAGUUCUCGGCGCCCGUCUCCAUCCUCCUGGCCGCCCUGAUGGGACUGGUCGUGCUCACGACGGUGCUGGGCAACGCCUUGGUCGUCUUGGCUUUCGUGGUGGACAAAAGUCUGCGCACCCAGGGGAACUUCUUCUUCCUCAACUUGGCUAUUGCGGAUCUGUUAGUGGGUGGAUUUUGCAUUCCUCUCUACAUCCCUUACAUUCUGACGGGGGAAUGGAAGUUUGGGAAAAGCCUGUGCAAACUCUGGUUGGUGAUGGAUUAUCUGGUGUGCACAGCCUCCGUUUUCAACAUUGUCUUGAUCAGCUUCGACAGGUUCAUCUCUGUUACCAAAGCAGUCAGUUACCGAGCCCAGAAGGGUAUGACCCGGAAUGCAGUAGUAAAAAUGGUGAUGGUGUGGCUAGCAGCUUUUCUCCUCUACGGUCCUGCCAUCAUCAGCUGGGAGUACAUUGCUCAGCGCAGCAUCCUUCCCGAGAAAGAGUGUUACGCGGAGUUCUUCUACAACUGGUAUUUUCUCAUGAUCGCCUCCACCAUCGAGUUCUUCACCCCUUUCAUCAGCGUCACUUACUUCAACUUAAGCAUCUACUUCAACAUUAGGAAGCGGACGCCCGUCAGAACAGGGAAUCUCCCGCCAGGCCAAGAGCACUGCGAAUUACGCUCCCAAGGGAAGAAACGAGAACAUGCCGUGUUUUUCGUGAAACCGACCAACAGGAAAAGAAGCCAGAAGAGGUCGAACAGCCUCUCACCCGCCAGGCCUGCAACCUCUGGCCUUGAUGACCACAAUUCGGAAAGACCAUCUGUAGACUUUAACAUCACUCAAGACCUCCCACCUUUGCAAGUGGAUGUUCAGACCAAAUCACCAUGGGACAGUUUCUACAAAGCUCUCGAGAGCAUUUCCACCUCCACAAAGAGGACGGAUGUCGCCAACACUAUGGCUAGCAGGUUUCGGCUUUCCCGGGAUAAACGGGUAGCCAAAUCCUUAGCAAUCAUUGUCUGCGUUUUCGGCUUGUGUUGGGCACCCUACACACUCCUGAUGAUCAUCAGAGCAGCUUGCCAUGGACAAUGCAUCCCUCACGCUCUCUACGAGGCGUCGUUUUGGCUCCUGUGGCUGAAUUCGGCCAUUAACCCCAUCUUGUACCCGUUGUGCCACAUGAGCUUCAGAAAGGCUUUUUUUAAACUGUUGUGCCCUGGCAAGGCUAAAAUUCACCCAAAUAUGUUUACAUGA
This is a messenger RNA of Eublepharis macularius, 1224 nucleotides long. Its product is annotated as histamine H3 receptor-like. NCBI's taxonomy places the organism in Eukaryota, Metazoa, Chordata, Lepidosauria, Squamata, Eublepharidae. Gene Ontology annotation, cellular component: membrane. Gene Ontology annotation, biological process: adenylate cyclase-activating adrenergic receptor signaling pathway. Gene Ontology annotation, molecular function: histamine receptor activity. The coding region runs from base 40 to 1224 and encodes 394 amino acids. The transcript has 3 exons. The record is from RefSeq and is a predicted model, not a curated record.